AUGUCAGCUAUUGCAAUGACUAAGAAUCCAGUAUUCCACAGUCGUACAAAGCACAUUGAGAUUAGAUACCACUUCAUCAGAGAGCUCGUGGAACAUGGAGAAAUGAAAAUGGAGUUCUGCAAGAUUGAAGAACAAUUAGCAGACAUCUUCACCAAGCCAAUUGCAACAGAGAAGUUCAUCAAAUUCAGAGACAUGCUUGGAAUUAUGGUUAGAACCAGAGGUUUAGGUCGUGCUUUAGGCAGAAUUACAAGAAAAGCCCUGGGGAGAGAAGAUAAUCAUGAUUCAAAUGAAGCUCUCCAUCGGCGAAGGCUCACAGCAUCCGCACGCAGGCCGUGUGACACAUCAGUUCUAACUGCCUAUGCUGAUCAUGUUGCAAUCAUUGUUUGGAAUGGAAAGGGACUUAUAUCGACUUUUAUGGAGAGACGACAUAAGGAAACUAGCAGUUUCCAUUUUCUAGUAGGAGAGGUCACCAUCACCCUCGAUGAUGUGGCCUCUUUACUUCAUCUGCCCAUCAUAUGCGUAUUCCAUAGCUUCAAGACUCUUUAUGACGACGAAGCGGUGUUGAUGGUAGUGGAGAUGAAGCCAAAGCUGAGACACUACAUUGUCAUGGGGCAUAUGUACAACUAUCUUGGUUACGAGAUAUUUAUUAUAGCAAAUAGUGCAACACACGUACAUGUGGUGUUCUUGGAUGCCUUUCGAGACCUCAAUCAGAGUGGAAGCUACGCAUGGGGAACUGCCGCCCUAGUUCAUAUGUACGAUAAUUUGAAUGAUGCUUGUAAGAGCAGCAACAAACAACUUGAUGGAUAUAUCACACUAUUACAAUGUUGGAUUUAUGAAUAUUUUCCAUCUAUUGCUGAGGUUUUUACGAAUGAAGACUAUGAUGAAAGGCCACCCCAUGAUUGUCGUUGGACCUCUACGAAGGCCUCUAUGAAGGCAUUAUCAGUGUCAACGUAUCGGAAGCAUCUAGAUCGGCUGACAACUGCUGAUGUUUGUUGGAUACCUUACGGUGACCACCGUGCAGUUAGAGAGUUCAACCUAAUUUCAUGUUUUUAUGGACAUAUCCAAUGGGGUCCCGUUGACCAGAGAGGGUUGUGCGGUAGUUUGGAUUAUAUGGACUGGUUCUACAUGAUUUUGCAUCCAUUCAUGAGGCCAACACAGCUCGGGGAUCCACCCAGACAUCCACCUGUCGUGCAAGAUGAGACAUAUAUUGAACCAGAUAUGCCUCAGUAUCCAGUGGUGGCAGCAACUAUAGAGGAAGCACCUGCGCAUGCAGUGGUAACAUAUAUAUUCAUCUUACUCUUAAUGUCAAUAGCUGAAAGGUUGGAGCGGUUGCUCAACCUAAGGAUAGUGAUUGAAGGCACAAAAACAUAUGAUGUCAUGCAAGACUGCCUAAGGAUCGCUAGAGGUGUCAUUGUGGAUCACAAUGUAUAUGUGCGGUCGUGA
This is a messenger RNA of Glycine soja, 1443 nucleotides long. RefSeq lists its product as uncharacterized. Bases 1 to 1443 code for a protein of 480 amino acids. The record is from RefSeq and is a predicted model, not a curated record. Lineage: Eukaryota; Viridiplantae; Streptophyta; Magnoliopsida; Fabales; Fabaceae. The transcript is spliced from 7 exons.